CCUUCACCUACAUUCAUACUUCAUAGAAUUAUUACUCAAUGGCUGGAGGGAUUGAAAUUGCCAAAAAGGCAAUUAGAAACCUAAAAAAUUACGAUGAACAUGAAAACCGUUUUGGUACCGUUUUUAGUGUUUCAGGACCAGUCGUCGUUGCCUCCAACAUGCUUGGAUGCUCCAUGUACGAGCUUGUCCGCGUAGGUCAUGAUGAAUUGGUUGGUGAAGUCAUUCGAAUUCAUCAAGACAAAUGUACAAUUCAAGUCUACGAAGAAACAUCGGGCCUUACCGUCGGUGAUCCCGUCCAACGUACUGGAAAGCCUUUGUCUGUCGAGUUAGGCCCUGGUCUGGCUGAAACCAUUUAUGACGGUAUUCAACGUCCGUUGAAACAAAUCCACGACAAAGCCCAAAGUAUUUACAUUCCUAGAGGUAUUAGUACAGAAGCUUUAGACCGUACUCGAAAAUGGGAUUUCACACCUAAUAAAAAAUUACGCGUCGGAGAUCACGUUUCUGGCGGCGAUGUGUUUGGUUCUGUAUUCGAAAACUCUCUCUUUAAUGACCAUAAAAUUAUGCUUCCACCUAGAGCUCGUGGUACCGUAACUUAUCUCGCCGAAGCUGGCUCGUACACGGUUGACGAAAAGCUUUUGGAGGUAGAAUUUCACGGCAAAAAACAAUCUUUUGGUAUGUUACAAACUUGGCCCGUACGUGCUCCGCGUCCUGUUGCUGAUAACCUUACCGCCAACCAACCAUUGCUUACUGGCCAACGUGUCCUCGAUUCCUUGUUCCCUUGUGUUCAGGGUGGUACCACUGCUAUUCCUGGUGCUUUCGGUUGUGGUAAAACUGUAAUUUCACAGUCUCUCUCCAAAUAUUCCAACUCAGACAUGAUCGUUUACAUUGGUUGUGGUGAACGUGGUAAUGAAAUGGCCGAAGUCUUGAUGGACUUUCCUGCAUUAACCAUCGAUGUCAACGGAACCCCCGAGCCUAUCAUGAAGCGAACUACUCUUGUUGCAAAUACUUCAAACAUGCCUGUUGCUGCUCGUGAGGCUUCUAUCUAUACUGGUAUUACUUUGGCCGAGUAUUAUCGUGAUCAAGGUAAGAAUGUUUCCAUGAUGGCUGAUUCUACUUCUCGCUGGGCUGAAGCUCUUCGUGAAAUUUCUGGUCGUCUUGCUGAAAUGCCUGCCGAUUCCGGUUAUCCUGCUUAUCUCGGUGCUAAGCUAGCUUCUUUCUAUGAACGAGCUGGUAGUGUCCGUUGCUUGGGUAGUCCUGAACGUGAAGGUACUGUUUCCAUCGUUGGCGCUGUUUCCCCACCUGGUGGUGACUUUUCUGAUCCAGUCACUAGUGCUACUUUGGGUAUUGUCCAAGUCUUUUGGGGUCUGGACAAGAAAUUGGCUCAGCGCAAACACUUUCCCUCAAUUAACACCUCUCUUUCUUAUUCCAAAUAUGUUAAUGCUUUGACUCCCUGGUAUGAAGACCGCGUUUCUGGUUUCAACGCAUUACGUGAUCAAAUCAAGCAAAUCAUUCAACAAGAGGAUUCGAUGCUUGAAAUUAUCCAGUUGGUUGGUAAGUCUGCACUUUCGGAAAGUGACAAGGUUACUUUAGACAUGGCCGGUCUUAUCAAGAACGAUUUCUUACAACAAAACGGUUAUUCCAACUAUGAUCGCAGCUGCCCUCUUUAUAAAACUUACCACAUGAUGAGAAACAUGAUUUCAUACUACGGGAAAGCGAUAGGUACCGUCGAACAAGGCAAUGUUCAAUGGUCGAAAGUCCGUGAAAGCACCUCAGAUAUUUUCUUUGAACUUUCGUCUAUGAAAUUUGAAAAUCCUGAUGAUGGCGAAAAAGAACUCGUUGAGCGUUAUGAGCAACUUUACAAGAAGAUUGACGACAAAUUUCAAGCCCUUGCUGAAUAAUACUUUAAUUUUUGCAGCUAAACAUUAGAGUGUGAUACUCAAUUAAUUUACAAUUUAGUCUUCCAUUUUACUUUUAUCAAUCUUACAAGUAUCUAAGUUUUUUUUUCCCUUUAUUAAAAAAUAUGCCUACAACUUCCAUAGAGGUCCGAUGAAUGAAUGCAAUUAAUUUUUUAUAUAUUUUGACUAACUAGGCACACAGUCUUACCAAAAAAAUCAAACUUAAUCAAAUUUAUCUAUAUAUAUAUAUAUAUAAAC
Molecule: messenger RNA, 2153 nt
Organism: Schizosaccharomyces cryophilus OY26
Lineage: Eukaryota; Fungi; Ascomycota; Schizosaccharomycetes; Schizosaccharomycetales; Schizosaccharomycetaceae
Product: V-type ATPase subunit A
Exons: 3
Coding region: 39-1898 (619 amino acids)
Biological process (GO): proton transmembrane transport; ATP metabolic process
Cellular component (GO): fungal-type vacuole membrane; proton-transporting V-type ATPase, V1 domain
Molecular function (GO): ATP hydrolysis activity; ATP binding; proton-transporting ATPase activity, rotational mechanism
Source: RefSeq, a predicted model, not a curated record